Messenger RNA from Knipowitschia caucasica, 258 nucleotides. NCBI's taxonomy places the organism in Eukaryota, Metazoa, Chordata, Actinopteri, Gobiiformes, Gobiidae. The record is from the annotation of a GenBank genome assembly.
AUGUCCCUAAAGGCUCAGCUGGUGUCUGUGGUCCUGUGUUGUGUUUAUGGUGUGGCUUCGCUCUUCUGUCUCCAUCCAAACCGCAACAACAGCGUCUCUGUGGGCGCCAGGAGUCUGACUUCCAUCCUGCAGCACGUCUCUCAAAGAUUCUUCGAAAGGACCCGCUCGCUCCUGGGCCGAGUCUGGCCACCGCGCUCUUCCCGGAGCAUCCAGCGCUCUGCCCGGUUCCGGAUCCUUCGCCGCCUCAUACAGCCCUAG